Messenger RNA from Aureobasidium melanogenum CBS 110374, 261 nucleotides. RefSeq lists its product as uncharacterized. The record is from RefSeq and is a predicted model, not a curated record. The transcript has a single exon. Bases 1 to 261 code for a protein of 86 amino acids. NCBI's taxonomy places the organism in Eukaryota, Fungi, Ascomycota, Dothideomycetes, Dothideales, Saccotheciaceae.
AUGGAAGCCGCUGCUGAAACACACAACGAUCUAGUCAACCUGCUCAACGAAAAGAACAUCGCCCUCACUGAGACCAAGGUCGAAGCAGCCGAGAGCGCCAAUGCGGUCGACAAGAUCAUCGAAGAAACCCUCCAGCUCAAGGCCGAGAAUGAGCGCCUUCAAGCCGAGAUCAAGGAGCUCAGAAUCAAGCUGUGGGACGCGACUGAGGUGGAACGCAAGAUGAAUGCUGGACGUCUGCAUGAUGUCUUGAGAGUUCUUUGA